Molecule: messenger RNA, 1250 nt
Organism: Aspergillus japonicus CBS 114.51
Lineage: Eukaryota; Fungi; Ascomycota; Eurotiomycetes; Eurotiales; Aspergillaceae
Product: rRNA-binding ribosome biosynthesis protein UTP23
Exons: 3
Coding region: 66-1112 (348 amino acids)
Cellular component (GO): nucleolus; small-subunit processome
Molecular function (GO): small ribosomal subunit rRNA binding
Source: RefSeq, a predicted model, not a curated record
GAGCCAUCGACGUCUCUUGAAAUCAACUCUAUCCCACCUUAUCCGGCCAAUCCACCACCGUCGAGAUGAGGGCCAAACGUUCCAAGAAGUACCGCAAGCUGAUGCACCAGUAUGAGCUCACAUUCGGGUUCCGUGAGCCGUACCAAGUUCUGGUGGAUUCGAAUUUCCUGCGCGCAGUGCACAGUUUCAAGAUGGAGUUGAUACCUGCGCUGGAGCGCACAGUGCAAGGGAAGGUGAAGCCGCUCCUCACGAAAUGCUCCCUCGCUGCGAUCAUGGCCAACCAACCCCUCCACCCCCGCACCAACAACCCGAUGCGUCCCCAUUUCCUGCCCCCACCAACGGAGGUGCCCCUCCGCCACUGCUCGCACAACGAGGACUCGACCCCGAUCGACGAGGUCGAGUGUCUCCUGUCGCUGCUGUCGCCGACCACGGAGGUGAAGAAGAACAAGGAGCACUACAUCCUCGCGACGGCGGACGCGCCGGCCGCGGCGGAGAAGGAGAAGGAGCGCGCGGCGAUCGCGGCGGGCAGGAAGCGUAAGCGCGGCCCGGACCGUGAGGCCGAGACCGCCAUCCAGAAGUCCCGGGAGCUGCGCCAGGGCGCGCGCGCCAUCCCCGGCGUCCCGAUCGUGUAUGUCAAGCGGUCCGUCAUGGUGCUGGAGCCCAUGAGCGGCCCGUCGGAGGAUAUCCGCGACGGCGUCGAGCAAGGCAAGUUCCGGGCGGGCUUGAGUGAGGAGGCGCGGAAGAAGGCGGAGGCUAAGGCUGCGGCCGCGGCCUCGGGGGAUACCAAGAACAACAGCGGCAAGAAGCCGGGGAUGAAGAAGGCCAAGGGGCCGAAUCCGUUGAGUAUGAAGAAGCCGAAGAAACGGACCGCGGAGGGUGGUGCUGCUGCCACGGCGGCGCCUCAGCCGAAGCGGAAGGACGCUGAUGCUGAUGGAACCGAGGGAGGGAAUGCGGCGGAGGGGGGAGCCGAUGCUGAUGCUGAUGCUGCUGCGCCCAAGGCGAAGCGCAGACGUCGUCAUCACAACAAGGGUGCUAAGCAGGAGGAUGGCAAUGAAGCUGGCGAGUCCGCUGCUGCUGCGGUUCCGGCUGCGGGCGAUGCCAUGGAGGAAUGAUCUGCUUCUUUUACCCGGCUUGUGCUUUUCUGCUUGGUUUUUGUGUUGCUUUUUCUAAGUAUGGCGUUCGGCUUGGGAUGGAAGAGAAAAAAUGUGUCCAUAUAUGUAUGAGCAGUGAGUUGUAUAUCCAAUCAUUGA